AUGACAGAUAAGAAGCUUAUAGUUGUUCUUGGAGCUACUGGUGCACAAGGCGGCCCCACAACCCGUUAUAUCCUCAAGCAUCUUUCUGAUACUUACCGAGUGCGGGCCGUAACCCGUGAACCUACAAAGCCAUACGCUCAAGCUCUAUCCAAAAGUGGUGCCGAAGUUAUCUCUGCCGAUUAUGAUAUUCCUGACUCCAUCAAGGCUGCUCUAUCCGGAGCCCAUGCCAUAUUUGCUAUCACUAACUUCUGUCUACCCGAUGGAAGGACAUUAGCUGGACGUCAAUUUCAAAACAUCUUACCAUAUAACGCUAAAGCACUGAUCCGACAUGAUUUGGCUGAGAAUUAUCCGAUUUUGUGGAAAAAAACUACAGAGGUGUUUGUCGCAUUCUACUUUCAAAACUGGGUCAGGUAUUCAAUGGUCUUAGGUCCUUAUAAGGCGCCAGAUGGAUCAUUUGUACUCUCAAUGCCAUAUUCAGGUUACAUUAGGGUUCCUUGCUCCGAUGCUGGGGACACAGGAAUGGCAAUUGGAGAAGUCCUGAGGGGAGGGAAGAAAUUCUUUGGAAGACAGGUUGUGCUUUUUGAAGAACCGAUUCCAGAAGAAGAAAGAUUCAAGGCAUGGGCUGACGAACUCGGUAUCAAAGCUAGAUUCGAGCAAGUUUCCUCGGAGCAGCACGCAAAGCGACUAUCGAGCUAUGGGCUUCCCUCAGAUACUGCCGUUGCUAGCACAGAAUUCGUUGAGGCCUUACCGUAUGAAGAAUCAAUGUUAAUGAGUGUGAGGCAUGUACAGACGGAAGAGUACCUCCCAGAUUGUUACAAAUUGGCCACUUGGGUAGAUUAUGUCAGGAAGGAAGACUGGUCGCCUUUGAUAGGUACAUGA
Messenger RNA from Botrytis fragariae, 879 nucleotides. Its product is annotated as putative nmra-like family protein. The record is from RefSeq and is a predicted model, not a curated record. The transcript has 6 exons. The coding region runs from base 1 to 879 and encodes 292 amino acids. NCBI's taxonomy places the organism in Eukaryota, Fungi, Ascomycota, Leotiomycetes, Helotiales, Sclerotiniaceae.